AAGUGGAAGCACCCCCUCCACCGCCACCAACAAACUCACUCGCAUCCUAAAUUGCAAUAUGGGGUGGCAUCAGAUCCUCCUCCGCCUCCUCCUCUGUUUCCACUUUUUCAUGCAUGCCUCCCUCCGCUUUGCUUCGCCCCUUUGCCCUCCUGACCAACGCGAUGCCUUGCUCCAUUUUAAGAAUUCCUUCAUGCUUGAUAGCGUGGAAUCGAACUCUUGUGAUCGGGAUGGCCAUGUCGUGUCUUAUCCGAAGACAAACUCAUGGAAUAAGGGCGUGGACUGCUGCUCGUGGGACGGCAUCACUUGUGACGGUGUCACUGGCAACGUCAUCGGUCUCAAUCUUACUUGCAGUCGGCUUCAUGGCGCUCUCCAUUCCAAUAGCUCCCUCCUUCUCCUUCGCCAUCUUCGGAGCCUCAACCUUUUCGGCAAUAACUUUGUUGGCUCACACAUUUCGCCUAAUUUGAGUACUUUUGCAUCAUUGACUCAUCUUAAUCUCUCUAGUUCAGCUUUUUCAGGCACCGUUCCCAGUGAAAUCUCUCACCUUUCCAAGUUGGUGUCACUUGAUCUCUCUCACAAUUAUAAUUUCGACUUCUACUCGUUCUCAUUCUCUACACUCAGGUUGGAAAACUCGAUCCUCACUGUGCUUGUUCGGAAUCUAAUGACGUUGAGAAAGCUUGUUCUUGAUGAAGUAAACAUGUCCAUGGUUUCACCAAAGCCCUUUGCGAACUUAUCUUCUUCUUUGACUUAUUUGAGCACUAGUGGUUGUUCCUUAGGGGGGAUAUUUCCGGAUACUGUUUUUCGAUUACCGAGCCUCACUUAUCUCGAUUUAAGUAACAAUUAUAAAGUGUCUGGGAUUCUUCCCAAAUCCAAUUGGACCUGUCCUCUCGAGUCUUUGUCUCUCUGGAUUACGAGCUUUUCGGGAGAAAUACCCGAUUCAAUUGGUACCUUGAAGAGUAUAACAAUUUUAGACCUUACAGAGUGCAAAUUCACAGGACAUGUCCCAUCAUCAUUGGUAGAUCUCAAGCAACUCCAAGUCCUAUGUAUUGGUGGGAAUAGCUUCACCGGUGAGAUCCCCUCUAUGAUUUACCAGUUGAGUUCACUCAUAAGUUUGGAUUUGUCUAACAAUAGUCUCUCUGGGAAUAUGCCGUCAUGUUUUGGUAAUAUAACCAAUCUCCAGUAUCUACACUUGAGCAGCAAUAAAUUACAAGGACCGUUACCGCGUUCCCUCGUCAAAUGUGUGAACUUAUCGACACUAGCUCUCGGUGGCAAUGAGUUCAGUGAUUUCUUCCCACAUUGGCUGGAUGCACCACAACUCAAUUACCUUGAUUUGCAAUCGAACAAAUUUCAUGGUAGGAUCAACCUUACUGCCUUUAAACUCUCUUUCCCCACUCUUGCAAUUCUACUUAUUUCCAACAACAAUUUCACUGGACGGUGGCCCACAGAGUUUUUCUCAAACACCUCAUUAUAUAUAAUGGAUUUGUCCAACAACAAGUUUGGAGGGCCAAUUCCACUUCCAUCUCCCGUCACAUUUUAUUAUGCUAUUGCAAGUAGUAAGUUAGCUGGAAAGAUCCCAUCUUUGAUAUGCAAUUUCGCAAGGCUUGAGAUCAUUGACUUGUCCAACAACAACUUAACAGGUAGCUUGCCUCGAUGCUUAACAAAUUUUAGCACCGAUCUAUCAGUUUUGAACUUGCGAAUGAAUUACCUCGAGGGCGCAAUUCCUCGAUCUUUUUCUUCGAUAAGUAGCUUGACGACUCUUGACUUGAGUCGAAAUCGAUUUGAAGGCACAAUACCUCGGUCGCUUGUUAAAUGUUGGCAACUUGAAGUUUUGGAUCUCAGUGAUAAUCGGAUAGAGGAUACAUUUCCAAGAUGGUUGGGAACACUCCCAGAACUAAAAGUUCUCGUUUUGAGGUCCAACAAUCUGAGGGAUCUUUUGGAUAUUCCUAGAGGAGCUCACAUCUUUCCCAAGUUACACAUUUUGGACCUCUCCAACAACAACUUUAGCGGUCCUUUGCCAGCCAACUUGAUAAUGAUCCUUAGAGCCAUUGUGAAUGGCGAAAAUGCGCAGGACGAAUCAUUAUAUAUGACACGGUUUCUUGGGGAAUGGAAUACGAGUACCCUAUCGAGGUUAUAUGAAAAUUCCGUGACCUUGACCAUGAAAGGGCAAGAGAUUGAGCUAGUGAAGAUCGUAACCUUCCUCACAAUUAUUGACUUAUCGAACAACUCUUUCCAAGGGGAUAUUCCCGGAGUAAUUGGACAUCUUCACUCUCUUGUAGGUCUCAACCUUUCUCAUAACCACUUUACAGGUUCCAUCCCUCCGACUUUAGGGAACUUGACUAAUCUUGGAUGGCUAGAUCUUUCUUCGAACAAGCUUAGUGGGGCAAUUCCUAGAAAAUUGGGAGAUUUGGCAUCCCUUGGGUACUUAAACCUCUCGAACAACCAGCUCACCGGUCGAAUUCCUCAAGAUAAGCAAUUGAGCACAUUUUCAAGUGACUCGUUUAGUGGGAAUCCGAGCUUAUGUGGAACUCCAUUGCAAAAAGCAUGCCUUGGCGAUGCUCAACCUCCUCCACCAUCGUCCUCAUCAACUUUCGACUGCGAAGGGCGUGAGAGUUGGUUCAAACAUAAAACAAUGUGGAUAGGUUAUUCAUCGGGGCUCGUAAUUGGGAUUUCGCUAGCAUACAUUGCAUUUGAAACGGAAAGACCAAAAUGGCUUACGCGAGGUGUGAGAAUGCUGGAGAGAAGAGCAGUCGAGUGGACGGAGAAACCAAAGUGGAAGGCCAUCAAAUUUUAUGGACAAUGAAAUUGUUUGAGGAGUUGUCUUUGUAAACUAGCAUUGUAAAUUCAGUUAAUAAAGAUGUCUCCAUGUGAGAUUGAAAUGGCAUUUCCCUUACGAAGGCUUGUUUGCAAUGUCUUCUCUCCAUGUUUCUCGGUGCAAUUGUAUAUUGGUUGAAUUGAGAAGAUGAAUAAUAUGAU
Messenger RNA from Syzygium oleosum, 2970 nucleotides. Its product is annotated as receptor-like protein 9DC3. NCBI's taxonomy places the organism in Eukaryota, Viridiplantae, Streptophyta, Magnoliopsida, Myrtales, Myrtaceae. The coding region runs from base 59 to 2797 and encodes 912 amino acids. The transcript is spliced from 2 exons. Gene Ontology annotation, molecular function: protein binding. The record is from RefSeq and is a predicted model, not a curated record.